GCCGCACGUAAUCGUAUCGGCCGGAGGCGCACCGUCAUCCCGGGGGGUCUGGACAAAAAGGAUUCUAGCGCCGGACUGAGCACGCAUCGGAAUGGAAGUCGCUCCCCGAUGCACUAUUUAGGUCAGCCUAGGUUUCCGCUCCCGACCGGUGAUCGAUGACUUAACAUCAACAACGGGAAAAUUUGGCCCCGCAGAGCCAGAGAGAGUGAGAGGAAGAGUUGCGCCAUAUUGGAAAAUUUUAGUCCCGAAUCAAACUCUUUCUCGCACACGUUCUGCGAGGUCGCCUCUCGUGCCACACGACGACGAUCACGGCGUGUCACGGUGCGUGAAGGUUGCUUGCUUGGUGCUCAUCCCGAUCAUCCCGUUGACGCUGUAGUGCGGUUUUCGGUGAUCCCUUCGGUCGCACCUUUGCACGCUCACCUGGGCACCGAGGUGCGACGUGUCGGACAGGAAGCGUACGAAAAAUCGGACCGACCCGUCUCACCACCGGACGAACCCUGCCGCUUUUUGGCUAAAAAUAGUGAAACGAGAGAUAUUUUUACCAUCUUACGGUGUGUUAUUGCCGGCGGGAACCGCGUUUGUGUAUGUGUGUCGUGACAAACGGGUGACUCAAAGCUACGCAGUGGUGGUGGAAAUUAUUUACCUGGCCUCGUUCGCAGACGGCAAAUCCUUGAUCUUUCGAAAGCAUUGAAACGACGGGUGGACGGCCCCCGGAUGUGCACACUUGCCGCCAGCAACGCUGGUUCCGGUACGGGCAGAAUGGGGCUCCAAACGCGACAGGGCAGUGCCGGAAGUUGCGAUUCCGAUGGUUUCGACAGUACACCGGCCGCUGCUGCCGCUGCCGCGCUGCAGUGGUACUAUUUGGCCAACUUGGAUCCACUUUCGAGCGAUUCCUUACAGAGCUCGAAGCUGUUCUCCCCGACCGUGUGGGCCGGAAGUACCGUUCCGUUGCGCAGCCUGCCAACAGAGAGUUCGCCCCCGGUGAGAGCCGACCAGGAGCAGGACCGUGAAUCUCCGCUGCCACUGUUUGCCGAUGACAUUGCGGAACUGUGUGAUCAUUUUGUCGAUCUGGGGCUGUUCGGUGGAGGGCCAAACUUCCGAUCGGCACCAGCCCUUGGCACUAGCCCCGGUGCCAACGGUCACUUCAGUCCGGUCCACCAUCAUCAACCGGUUUACGGUGUGCUCCCAAGAAGAGACUCGACUACCGUCAGCUACGGCCGAUGUGUGUCCCCUUCCGGCAAGCAGCCACUGCCACUGACGAGACCACACCAGCCGUACUACCCGUACCAACAUCCGUGUGACGGUGGCCAGGAUCCCGGCUGCCAUCUCCACUCGUAUCACCUUCGCCAUCAUCCGCACCACGAGGCGUACGAACCGCAUCAGCAUCAUCCGGCCGGGUUGGUUCCGGAAUGCCAACGGUCGUCACAGCCGCAGACCGGUACAACCCACCGGUACAACAAGGUCCCGCCGGUGAACUAUCUGUGCCAUUUGUGUUUCAAGAAGGGCCACUACAUCCGCGACUGUCCCCAGGCUCGCCCGAAAGCGGAAGGGAAAACUCCGUACCAGGGAAAGAAACGCUGCUUCGGCGAAUACAAGUGCCCCAAGUGCAAGCGGAAGUGGAUGUCGGGCAACUCGUGGGCAAACCAUGGCCAGGAGUGCAUCAAGUGUCACAUCAACGUGUACCCACACAAGCAGCGCCCUCUGGAAAAACCGGACGGACUCGACGUGUCGGACCAAUCGAAGGUUCACCCGCAGAUGCUGUGCGAAAAGUGCAAAACCCUGGGCUACUACUGCCGAAGAAUACAAUAGUGGCCACCAGGAACAACGAAUGUGUCUGUAUAUAUAUAAUGAUUACGAGACGCCCGAUUUUUUGCCCGAAAAUUGUAUUAUUAUCUUGUGCGCUGGUGCAAUCGAAGCCAAAGUCUAAUCGGGAGGUAACAACAGUUGGACACAAUAGGGAUAUGGGCGAAAGUUGAAUAAAUCGUCUGAUCUUUGGGACACU
Molecule: messenger RNA, 2002 nt
Organism: Anopheles bellator
Lineage: Eukaryota; Metazoa; Arthropoda; Insecta; Diptera; Culicidae
Exons: 5
Coding region: 715-1809 (364 amino acids)
Molecular function (GO): nucleic acid binding; zinc ion binding
Source: RefSeq, a predicted model, not a curated record